GAUUCCCAGCAUCUCUCUCAGGUCUCUCAGGUCUCUCAGGUCAUUGGCAUCACACUCCUCUCUGAGUUCCGACAUCCCUAUAUAUAUAUAUAUAUCACAACCUUAUUAACCUUCUUGCUUCCAUGAAAUACCCAAAUUAGGGUUUAAUCAGAGACACUACUCUCAUCAUCAUCAAUCAAUCAAUCUAGGGUUUCAUUCUUUUCCAAUAACUUCAAUCACAGGUAUGUCAAAGAGAAAGUUCGGAUUCGAAGGCUUCGGCAUCAAUCGCCAAACAACCUACAACUUCGAACGCUCUCAACCUCCACAGCGACUCUACGUCCCUCCUUCAUCCCGCUCCGGCGGCCACGACAACUACGAAGAUACUGACCUAGACAACAUCGAUUACGACGACCGCGAGCCUUCAAACGCCGCCGACGAAGGCGGCGAUGGUGGCGGUGAUGAUGAAAUCGAUCCUCUUGAUGCUUUUAUGGAGGGGAUUCAUGAGGAGAUGAAGGCGGCGCAGCCUCCCAAGGUGAACGAGAAGUUGGAGAAGUAUAGCGACGAUGAGGAUGAUGAUCCGAUGGAGAGUUUCUUGAAGGCUAAGAAGGAUGUAGGGUUGACACUCGCGUCGGAUGUUCUUCAUGCUGGGUAUGAUUCGGAUGAGGAAGUUUAUGCUGCUGCCAAGGCGGUUGAUGCUGGAAUGGUAGAGUACGAUUCCGAUGACAAUCCAAUUGUGCUUGGGAAGAAUAAGAUUGAGCCGAUUCCGGCUUUGGACCAUAGUUCGAUUGAGUAUGAGCCGAUUAAUAAGGAUUUCUAUGAGGAAACACCUUCUAUCUCAGGUAUGAGUGAGCAGGAUGUUGUUGAAUACAGGAACAGCCUGGCUAUUCGUGUUUCCGGUUUUGAUGUUCCAAGGCCAAUUAAGACAUUUGAAGAGGGUGGAUUUUCUGUGGAGCUAAUGAAAGCUAUUGCAAAGCAAGCCUAUGAAAAGCCUACGCCAAUACAGUGCCAAGCUUUACCCAUUGUGCUCUCUGGGAGAGACAUCAUUGGUAUUGCAAAAACUGGUUCGGGAAAAACUGCUGCUUUUGUGCUUCCUAUGAUUGUCCAUAUUAUGGAUCAGCCUGAACUUGAGAAAGAGGAGGGUCCCAUUGGAGUGAUAUGUGCACCUACUAGAGAAUUGGCACAUCAGAUAUAUUUAGAGGCAAAGAAAUUUGCAAAAUCACAUGGUAUACGUGUCUCUGCAGUCUAUGGUGGAAUGUCCAAGCUUGAACAGUUCAAAGAGCUCAAGGCAGGAUGCGAGAUAGUUGUUGCUACUCCUGGAAGAUUGAUAGACAUGCUAAAAAUGAAGGCACUGACCAUGUUCAGAGCAUCUUACCUAGUACUAGAUGAGGCUGAUCGGAUGUUUGACCUUGGAUUUGAGCCACAAAUAAGGUCCAUCGUUGGUCAGAUUAGGCCAGAUCGUCAAACCUUACUAUUUUCAGCGACAAUGGCCCGCAAAGUUGAAAAGUUAGCCAGGGAAAUUCUCACUGAUCCUGUAAGAGUUACUGUGGGAGAGGUGGGAAUGGCCAACGAGGAUAUUACUCAAGUUGUUCAAGUAGUUCCUUCUGACGCUGAAAAGAUGCCUUGGCUUCUUGAAAGACUACCUGAACUAAUUGAUAAUGGCGAUGUUCUAGUUUUUGCUUCAAAAAAGGCUAGAGUGGAUGAGAUUGAAUCACAACUGGCUCAGAUGGGGUUUAAAGUUGCAGCUCUUCAUGGUGACAAAGACCAAGCUUCUCGGAUGGAUAUAUUGCAAAAAUUUAAAUCUGGAAUAUACCAUGUUCUUGUUGCAACUGAUGUUGCUGCUCGUGGCCUUGACAUUAAGUCAAUUAAGUCAGUGGUCAACAUUGAUAUAGCUAGAGACAUGGAUAUGCAUGUCCAUCGAAUUGGAAGAACAGGCCGUGCUGGUGACAAAGAUGGUACCGCAUACACUCUUAUCACACAGAAAGAGGCAAGGUUUGCAGGUGAAUUGGUUAACAGUUUGAUUGCUGCUGGUCAGAAUGUGUCUGCGGAACUGAUGGAUCUUGCUAUGAAGGAUGGGAGAUUCAGAUCCAAGCGUGAUGCAAGAAAAGGAGGUGGAAAAAGGGCUAAAGGAAGGGGAGGUGGUAGUAGUGGUCGAGGCGUGCGUGGUGUGGAUUUUGGUUUGGGCAUUGGAUAUAGUGCAGACUCGAAUAAUACUUCAUCUAGCACUGUCCCAAAUCGUUCAGUUGCUGUCGGUUCACUGAGAACUGGAAUGAUGGCACAAUUUAAAAGCAAAUUUGUGUCCGCUUCAUCUAAUUCUCAAAAUCAGGGCAUGAACAACAACAGUUCAGGCACCUAUGCCAACAAGAGAAUGGUGUUACCAGGUUUCGUUUCUGGUGGUUCUAUUGGUGGUGAUGUAAAUGCUGCUUGGACAACCAAUGUGUCAGCUCCGCCUCCUGCUCCCAUGUCAGGAGGAAACCCCACUAAUCAGAGCUCCAUGGAAAAUGCAAAUGCAAGUCAGAAGAACUCCGAAAGUUCUAGAGAUAAACCUAGAGAAAGGCGGAGAUCCUCUGGUUGGGACCGUUAAAUUUCACAUUGAACGAAGAAUCUGCUUUGUAAAUGAGGGAUAACUUUACCUUCUAGGAGGAUUUCUAAUUUGAUCUUUUAUGUAUUUGUACCAUGCCCAGUAAGUUGGUUUGUUUUUUGGUUGCUUUUUAAUUUCCACCUGGUUCAGUGUAAGAUCAUAAAAUUUUAGUUGCAGAAGUUUCGUCAGAUUGUUUUGUAGUUUAUUAAUCGAUGUGAUAAUUUCUUUUUCGAAGUUAUCUAUGAAAAAUGAUAAUAUAAAAUGAUUAUAGUGGUGGAUUCAUGA
Molecule: messenger RNA, 2842 nt
Organism: Camellia sinensis
Lineage: Eukaryota; Viridiplantae; Streptophyta; Magnoliopsida; Ericales; Theaceae
Product: P-loop containing nucleoside triphosphate hydrolases superfamily protein
Molecular function (GO): RNA helicase activity; ATP binding; nucleic acid binding
Source: RefSeq, a predicted model, not a curated record